GAGGAAAGAAAGAGAAAACGAAAGAAAGGAGAGAAAAAAGUUUUUCCAACUUUCAGAAACAUCAUGAAAUCAGUGAUUAACAUGUGUUGGAACAGUUUCACCUUCUUCUGGAUCCAUUCAGAUUCCUCUAGAUUCCAACUUAUCCAGUUAAUUUUUCUACAUCAACUUAUGUGUAAACUAAAUUAUGCUUCAUCUCAUCAUCAUCAUUCAUCUUCAACCUCAUCAACUUCAUCUUCAUCUUCAACCUCAUCUUCAUCUACAUCAACAUCAACCUUUAACCCACCCCACCCUCGAAUUAGCCCCUGUAAUAUACCCUUCUUUUUCCUACCGACCAAAUUAACAAUACAACCACACAUUGAACCUUACGAGAAGGUCUAUCGUCGAGCGAAGGCCAUAAAAGGAUGUGCUGAACGGGUUCGAAAAAACUUUGUUCAAAUGUUAAGUGAUGAAGAUUUUGAAACUGGACUUGAUAACCUCAGGCUAAAUUGGCUUCCCGAGAUCAGUAAUUCAAUUGAAGAUAUAGCAAUAAUUGAGGAGGAAGAUGCUUUUCGUCGGAGUUUCCAAUAUCUACAAUAUUUCGCCAUUGGUUUGGAACAAUUGGUUCUGGAUCAGGCUCUUCAUGAGGGUCAUAUGAUAAAAGAAUUUCGAGAAAUCGAGGAGAAACUAAGUCAAUUGUUAUGUGAAGUUCAACUUGGAAUGUGGUAUCGAAACAUUAAGCCCGAUAAACGGGUUGGAUUCGAGGUGAUGACCAUCGAGUAUCGUGAUAUUGCCGAUGCAUCUCGUCGGAUGAUUAGAGAUUAUCUUUUGUUAAGGGAUUUGAUUAAAUUAACUGAUUAUAUUACCCAAAUUUUUGCGAGUUUAGCUUCACGAUUUUGAAUUAAAUCUACAAAUGUCCACAAAAUACGGAAUAGUAAUCAAUUAACAAUCAACUAUCCUUAAUUAGCAAUGUGAACUAAAAUCGUGACACUUGGAUAAAGUUUAGAUUUUGUCUCUUGAUUUGGUCUUAGUUUUUUGUUCUUGUUUCUUGAUUAGAAUCAUCAACAAUUAAGAUCAAUCAAAAUACUCAUAAAAUGCUAAUUGCUUUGAAAUCGUUAGUUACACAGCUUAAGUUAAUCUGUUAAUCCAGAUUGUUAACUAACAUCUUGUGAUAAUGUGACUUGUUUUCAAUUGGACACCACAAUCAAGCGCAUUCCUAUUGUUAAUUAACUAAUUGUUGAUUAGCUCAAAAAUUAAUUCUCAUUCUCAUUUGUAUUAUUUUCCCAUUCAAUUUUCGCAUAAUCAAUUGAUUGCAUCAUUGUAUCCUCAUCAUAUUCAUUUCACAACCAAUUAGUUAAUUGUAAUUGCUAAACCUUUUUUUUAUACUUUAAUAUCUAAAAAGUUAUACUGAUAAACUAAACUUAUUUCAACAAUUUAUAAAUCACUUAACAAUUAAAUCAUCAUUAGCAGUAAUUGAAUCAAUUAUUGAUACUUAAAUUAUUCAACGACAAAAAGUACACACAAUUUAAAUUACUGAUU
Messenger RNA from Panonychus citri (citrus red mite), 1515 nucleotides. RefSeq lists its product as uncharacterized. The transcript has 5 exons. Lineage: Eukaryota; Metazoa; Arthropoda; Arachnida; Trombidiformes; Tetranychidae. The record is from RefSeq and is a predicted model, not a curated record. Bases 64 to 876 code for a protein of 270 amino acids.